CCGCUUGUCACACAGCCCUUGAACGCGGCCCGGCGCGGGUGCUCGAGGUCGGCGGCCGCCGGCCUCGCAAGCGUGUCGUGCGGCCGCGAACUGUUUGACGUCGGCGCUCGCAAAAGUUGUCCGGCACGGCCUGACGUCACAGGGACACUUUUGGGAAAAGCGCGAGGAUGGUGGUGGCUUACGAGGGCCAGUCGUUCGCCGCCCUGCGGAAGCAGUGUCGGAAGAACGGCCUCCUGUUCGAGGACCCGCUGUUCCCCGCCACGGACCAGUCGCUCUUCUACCAGCGCAACCGCAUCGGCAACGUCAUCUGGAAGCGACCGCAGGAGCUGUGCCAGGACCCGCACCUGUUCGUGGACGGCCUGAGCGCCCACGACCUGCACCAGGGCCAGCUGGGAAACUGUUGGUUCGUGGCGGCCUGCUCCAGCCUGGCGUCGCGGGACGGACUGUGGCAGAAGGUGAUUCCCGACUGGCAAGACCAGGAGUGGAACAAGGACCGGCCCGCGUCGUACGCCGGCAUCUUCCACUUCCGCUUCUGGAGGUUCGGCGAGUGGUCGGACGUUGUGAUCGACGACCGGCUGCCCACCCUCAACGGCAAGCUGGUCUACUGCCACUCCAACAACACCAGCGAGUUCUGGAGCGCCCUGGUGGAGAAGGCCUACGCCAAGACGUGCGGCUGCUACGAGGCGCUGAACGGCGGCAACACGGCCGACGCGCUGGUGGACUUCACGGGCGGCGUGUCGCAGACCAUAUGCCUGAGCGAGAGCGGCGCCAAGACCAGCAUGGAGAAGCAGGCCGAGCUGUUCAGGAGAGUCCUCAAGGUGCACGAGAGAGGAGGACUCAUCAGCUCCUCCAUGGAGGCGAGCGGCGCGGCGGAGAUGGAGGCCCGCCUGCCCAACGGCCUGGUCAAAGGUCACGCCUACGCCGUCACGGACGUGCGCCGCAUACGCCUGGGUCACGGCCUGCUGGCCUUCUUCCGAUCCCACAAACUGGAAAUGAUCCGGCUGAGGAACCCGUGGGGCCGCAGCGAGUGGUCCGGACCCUGGAGCGACAGUUCCGAAGAAUGGAAAAAGGUCAGCAGCAGCGAGCGCGAGAAGAUCGGCGUCAUCGUGCAGAACGACGGCGAGUUCUGGAUGACGUUCAGCGACUUCGUGUCCAACUUCACGCACAUCAUCCUGCUGCGCUUGAUCAACACGUCUUACCUGAGCGUGCACAAGACCUGGGAGGAGGUGGUGCUGCGCGGGUCCUGGAGUCGCCAUGACAACGUGCUGAAGAACCGGGCCGGCGGCUGCGUCAACCACAAGCAGACCUUCCUCCAGAACCCUCAGUACAUCUUCGACGUGACGAAGAGCGAGGACGAGGCGCUGGUGUGCUUGCAGCAGAAGGACCGGCGAGCCUGCCUGAGGCAGGGACGCGGCGAGAACCUGGCCAUCGGCUUCGAGAUCCACAGGGUGGAGGUGAACCGCAAGUACCGGAUGCACGCCCCCCAGCAGAAGGUGGCCGCCAGCCCCUACAGCAACGCCAGAUCGGCGUUCCUGCGCGUGGACCUGAAAGAGGGCCGCUACAUCGUCCUGCCGACGACCUACGACCCCAACCUGGAGGGAGAAUUCCUGCUGCGCGUUUUCACCGACGUGCCGUCGCACUGCAGGGAGCUGCACCUGGAUCUGCCCCCCCGGACCUGCUGGACCACCUUGUUCGGCUUCCCGUCGCUGAUCACUCAAGUGCACGUCAUCCAGGCCCAGGCGCUCGGGGGCUACAACGCGUACGUGAUCAUCCGCUGCGAAGGGCGCACGGUUCGCUCGCCGGUCCACAGCGGCACCCGCAGUCCCGCCUUCGACAUCAAGGGGGUGUUCUACAGGAAGGAGGGCAGCGAGCCCAUCAACAUCAAGGUGUUCAACUGCAACCGGCUGUCGGACUCCUUCCUGGGCGAGAUGAUGCUGUCCACCGAGUCGGGCGACAUCAACCAGACGCUGCACCUGCGCGCCCAAAGCGGGCGCCGAGACGAGCUCGCCGGCACCCUGGCCGUCUCCGUGGUGACGAGCGCCGUCCUCACCAGCAUCUGAGACGGCAAAAACUUUUCUUUUAUUUCUUUUUUUAAUUAUUAUUUGCUUCCACUUUUUUUCAAUUUCGGGCGUUUAUUUCACUCUUCAAAGUUAAUUUAGUACAUUUUUAUGCCACUCAUUUUUAUCUUUUGUUUGUUUGUUUUUUGUAUUGACAUUUUUUCUUUUAUUAUUUCACAUUUUGUUCAUAUCAAUUUUUUUGUAUCACUUUUUAUUCCUUUCAUUUUUACAUCCUUUUUAUGGUUAUUAAAUAUAUUUUUAAAAUUUUCAUCUCACCUGUUUUCAUUCUAUUUCUUCUGCUUUACACAUUUUUAAUUUUGUUUUUUUCAAUUUAUUUUUCUUUUUUAAAUUCAUUUCAGCUUUAAAUUGUAUUUCAAUUUUUGUUUUGUACUGUCGGUUUAAACUCAUUUCAUUUCAUCAAAUUUUUUUGUAAUAUUGAAUUUUGUUUUGUGUGAUGACAUUUAUUCUUUUUAUCUUUGUCCAUUUAUUGUAUUUCAUUACAUGUUAGUGUUAAUUCUGAUUUAGUUCCAAUUUACUUAUUAUUUCAACUUGCAUAUUUUAUUUCAUCCCAUUUUGUUUUUGAAAACAAUUUCAAAAAAAUAUUUUUCUGUUCUAGUUUUGUUUUACUUUUUACUUUAUCAAUAAACUUGCCUUCAUUAA
Molecule: messenger RNA, 2717 nt
Organism: Syngnathoides biaculeatus (alligator pipefish)
Lineage: Eukaryota; Metazoa; Chordata; Actinopteri; Syngnathiformes; Syngnathidae
Product: calpain-5-like
Exons: 14
Coding region: 168-2060 (630 amino acids)
Biological process (GO): proteolysis
Cellular component (GO): cytoplasm
Molecular function (GO): calcium-dependent cysteine-type endopeptidase activity
Source: RefSeq, a predicted model, not a curated record